GCUGUCCUGACAGGCAAACCUGGGCACUAAUUGGCUCUUGGCGCCUCCUGGUGGCUGCAGGCGAGGAAGCAACGUCCUCCAGGAACAGGAGACUAGGGCAGGCACAAGGCACACGUAGAUAAAUAUUUUUUUUUCCCGCAGCACACCUGUUAAGGCAUUCCCCAUCCUCGUACCUGUUGUAGCCCUUUUAGCUCAUUGCUAUGGCAAAAUUCUGCGGCACACCUGUUCGUUUCUGACCUCACACUUUUGUGCCGCAGCAUGCUGGUUGGGAAACACUGCUGUAGGGCACCAAACCUGUAAAAAAUGAAUGGAUGUGCAUACUGUCCCUCCCUGCAGUAAAGGAAGAAAGCCUUAGGGAGACUAAGUUUCAUGCUUAUAAGAAGGUCUCAUGGACCUGUGAGAUGUAGGAUCGAUAGAAAAGAAAGUUUCCAAGUAUCUAGGUCAAAUUUUAUACAACUAGUUUUUAACUUCUCCUUUCAGUGAGGGCUCAACCAGACACAUUCUGGAGCUUAGCUCGGAGGGCAGUACUACUGACUGGGGAGCAUGAUUUAUGAGGAGGGGCUGAGGGAACUGAGAUGAUUUAGUCUGGAGAAGGCAGGGGGGUUUAAUAACAGCUUUCAACUACUUGAAUUGAUGGAGCUAGACUGUUCUCAGUGGUGGCAGAUGACAGAACAAGGAGCGAUGGUCUCAAGAUGCAGCAAGAAGUGAUCAACAUGCAAAGUGAACUGAAAACUGAAACUGCUCUCUGGGUGCAUAAACUUUGGUUUUGUGCCCCUUUCAAGUGUUUUACUUCAUGAUGGGGAGAAAAGGAUUAUCUGAAACACUGAGACAGAGGUUGGGUUACAUUGGUUGAAGAUGUGAUGAAGAUAGUAAAAGAAGACAUGAAAUAAUUUUCUUUUUUGGUCGGGUAUUAAUUUAAAAAAAAAAUCACAAACAGAAGUGAAUAGUAGUUAAUAAAUUGUUCUGCUUGCUAGGAAAGAGAGAGAAAGAGAGGCUAAUGGAGGAUUUUUGCUGAUCUUCCCCCAUUUUCAUCUAUCCCAAAGAAAAAAAUGAAGAUAAAACUUUGUUUACAACUCGAGAGAACAGGCAGACUGGGAAGAGUAACUUCAGUAUCUGGGUAUAUUAUACAAAGCACUGUACAUUUCCAGAUUCAGCAAACAUAAACCAUUAGUUUGAAUAAAAAUUAUGAUUUCAUCAUCAGUCCAAGUUUUUGCCUACUCUAGGAAUGACAUUUAACCUGAAUGUUAGAGAGAGAGAUUUUUUCAUUAAAUGUGUGAUUUCAAUUAUUAUUUUAAAGUCAAGGAUUUUUUCCCAGUGUUUUUCAGCUAGAAAGACAUUAAGUUUUUUGGUCCCUUGAAUAUAUAUAUUUGGCCUAUGUUUUACAUGGAAUUUUUAGUGUUUUUAGAACUCCUGUGUUGUUUUCUGCCAUUGUAGUUGUGCAGAAUAGAAACAUCUAGGAUUCAACUUUUCUACUACUGCUAGUGUUUUCAAAACUGUGCUUCGGCUUGAGCAUCCACUGAAUUCUAUGGCAUGAUUUGGUCUUCUCUUUUGUUUAAAGGAAAAACAUGCCUUAAAACAUUCAUUUUAUACUAACCUAGUCAACCUUUAAUAUCUGAGCAUAGUGUUUUGUAAAGAGAUGCAUGCCUGAAGAGAGAGAACUGCCUAAUGGAUCAUGGCUUUGGUGUUUACAGGACAUACCUUAUUUCUAGCAUUAGUGUUGUUUGCUGUUUCCACUUUUGAAGAAUCUGUAAGCAAUUUCUCUGACUGGGUGACUUUCACAGAAAAUAUGGAUCAAUAUGAGAAGCAAAAACUGCAUGGUUUCAGUGCCAGCCAGAAGCUGAGAAAACCUGUUCUACAUCCAAGCCUGUAUUUUGAUGCUGAAGAUGUACCAGCACUGAGGCAGAAGUCCCGUACAAGUCAUUUGCAUCUGUUUAGAGCGAUUAGAAGUGCAGUGACAGUUAUGCUAUCCAAUCCAUCAUACUACCUACCUCCACCCAAACAUGCUGAUUUUGCUGCAAAGUGGAAUGAGAUUUAUGGCAACAAUCUGCCUCCCUUAGCAUUUUACUGUUUGCUGUGCCCAGAAGAUAAGGCUGCGUUUGAUUUCACUCUACAGUAUAUGGAUAGAAUGGCUGGCUACAAAGACUGGCUCGUUGAGAAUGCUCCAGGAGAUGAAGUGCCACUUGGCCACUCCUUAACAGGUUUUGCCACUGCUUUUGACUUUCUAUAUAACUCCCUGGGUAAUGUUAGAAGACAAAAAUACCUAGAGAAGAUAUGGUCCGUGAGUGAGGAAAUGUAUGAUUAUUCAAAGGUCCAUUCUUGGGGGAAGCAACUUCUCCAUAACCACCAAGCUACUAAUAUGCUAGCAUUACUCACAGGGGCCCUGGUUACUGGGGUUGGCAAAGAAUCUCAAGCAAAUAUUUGGAAACAUACUGUGGUUGAUGUGAUGGAGAAAACUAUGUUUCUACUCAAUCAUAUUGUAGAUGGCUCUUUGGAUGAAGGAGUAGCUUAUGGUAGUUAUACAGCCAAGUCAAUAACCCAAUAUGUUUUCCUGGCUCAGCGCCAUUUUGGUAUGAAUAACCUAGAGAACAACUGGCUGAAAAUGCACUUUUGGUUUUAUUAUGCCACCCUGCUGCCAGGCUUUCAGAGGACUGUGGGUAUAGCAGAUUCUAAUUAUAACUGGUUUUAUGGCCCUGAAAGCCAACUGGUUUUCUUGGAUAAGUUUGUAAUGAAGAAUGGAGCUGGCAACUGGCUAGCACAGCAGAUUAGGAAGCAUAGGCCCAAGGAUGGCCCAAUGGUGCCAUCUACUGCACAAAGAUGGAGCACUCUUCACACUGAAUACAUAUGGUAUGCUGCAGAACUAACACCUCAGCCACCUCCUGGCUAUGGCACUGCUAAGAUGCAUAUGUUUCCUAACUGGGGAGUUGUUACUUAUGGGGCUGGGCUACCAAACACUCAGACCAACACCUUUGUGUCUUUUAAAUCUGGAAAGCUUGGUGGCCGUGCAGUCUAUGACAUUGUUCAUUUUCAACCAUAUUCCUGGAUUGAUGGGUGGAGAAGUUUCAAUCCAGGGCAUGAACAUCCAGAUCAGAACUCCUUUACUUUUGCUCCUAAUGGACAGGUAUUUGUAUCAGAGGCUCUCUAUGGACCUAAGUUCAGUCAUUUGAAUAACGUGCUGGUGUUUGCCCCAUCACCAACAAGCCAGUGCAAUCAACCUUGGGAGGGACAACUCGGUGAGUGUGGACAGUGGCUUAAAUGGACUGGUGAUGAGGUUGGAGAUGCAAGUGGGGAGAUUAUCACAGCAUCCCAGUAUGGAGAAAUGAUGUUUGUGAGUGGUGAGGCAGUAUCUGCCUACACUUCUGAAAUGAAGCUGAGAAGUGUAUAUCGCGCUCUUCUACUUUUAAAUACUCAGACAUUGCUAGUAGUAGACCAUAUUGAAAGGGAGGAAGACUCUCCCAUCAGCUCUGUCAGUGCCUUCUUUCAUAAUCUUGAUAUUGAUUUUAAAUAUAUACCUUACAAGUUUAAGAACAAAUAUAAUGGAGCUAUGAUGGAUGUGUGGGAUGCUCAUUAUAAAAUGUUUUGGCUUGACCAUCAUGGCAGUAGCCCUGUUGCAAGGAUACAAGAGGCAGAGCAAGCAGCCGAGUUCAAGAAGCGAUGGACUCAGUUCGUAAAUGUCACCUUUUCUAUAAAAAACACUGUAAAAAGGAUUGCUUACCUGUUCUAUGGACCUUAUGUCAAUGUUUCUAAUUGCAGGUUUAUUGAUGAUUCUAAAUCUGGAUUUCAGAUUUCUCUGAAUGUCAACAACACUGAGAAUAUCGUUUCUGUUGUGACUGACUAUCAGAAUCUGAGGACGAGGUUCAAUUAUUUGGGAUUUGGUGGCUUUGCUAAGGUGGCUGAUGAAAGCAAAGUUAUCAAAUUUGGUCUAGGCACUGAAGCUGUCGAGAAGCAUAUAACAAGUGACAGGACAGUUUUCCCAUUUGGAUUCAAAGUGAAUAUGAUAGCAGGGUUAAUUUUGGGUAUUAGUUUGGUAAUACUGGCUUUCCAGUGGCGGUUUUAUAUUUCCUUCAGCAAAAUGUUGCGUUGGAUCCUGUUACUGGUUAUCAUCCUGUGGCUUAUUGAACUGGUAGAUGUGUGGAGCACUUGCACUCAGCCUAUCUGUGCAAAAUGGAAUAGUGACACGACAAGUGUGGAACCUGAUACCACCCAUAGAGCCAAACAGUCAGAACAAAACCCUGUUGUUUUGCCAGACAUUGUAAUUACUUCACUUCCGGGUUCUGGAGCAGAAAUUUUAAAGCAACUCUUUUUCAACAGCAGUGAUUUCAUAUACAUCAGGAUUCCCACAGGAUACCUUGAUGUCCCAGAAACUGAAUUUGAAAUUGACUCAUUUGUUGACGCAUGUGAAUGGAAGGCAUCUGAUGUCCAACGUGGCCACUUCCGUCUCCUGCGAGGCUGGCUCCAGUCUCUAGUUCAAGACACCAGGCUACAUUUACAAAAUAUUCAUUUAUAUGAAGCCAGCAGAACUAAAGUAGCUCAGCAUUCUACCAUAAGCAAAGACAGAAAGAGAAGAUCUAGAAAGAGAGAAUCUUUGUCAGAACAAAAAAGCAAAAUGAGAGGAAAUGUGGACAAAGAUGCUGAAUACAUCAGGGAACUGAGGCGACACCUUGUCUAUUAUCCAAAUGCACGUCCUGUACUUAGCUUCAACAGUGGGAGCUGGACAUUAAAGCUUCCUUUCUUUCAAGAAAUAAUAGGGCCUUCAAUGAGGGCCUUGUAUGUAGUAAGGGACCCUCGGGCAUGGAUCUACUCAAUGUUGUACAACAGUAAGCCAAGCCUCUACUCCUUGAAAAAUAUUCCCCAGCACUUAGCCAAGCUGUUUAAAGUAGAAAAUGGUAAAGGAAAGUGCAGUUUAAAUUCAGGCUACACCUUUGAAUAUGAAUCACUGAGGGAAGAACUCUCAGCCUCUAAUUCAAAUCCAGUUUCUGUGCUGUCUCAUUUGUGGAUAGCAAACACAGCAGCAGCACUGAGAGUUAAUGGAGAUUUGCUGUCAACAAAUUAUCAGCUGGUCAAGUUUGAAGAUAUUGUGAAUUCUCCCCAGCAGACAGCUGAAACAAUUUUUGCUUUUCUUGGUAUUCCUCUCUCUCCUGCUAGCUUAAACCAAAUAUUGUUUGCCACCUCCACCAAUCUCUUCUACCUUCCUUAUGAAGGAGAAAUAUCACCAACUAGUAUCCAUGCUUGGAAACAAAACUUGCCUACUGAAGAAAUUAGACUGAUUGAGGACAUCUGUUGUUCCCUAAUGGACCACUUAGGAUACCCAAAGUUUACAGAUUAAAUGCUGCAGGCCAGCAGUAAUUUGCACUAAUGAUCCCCAACUCACCAGUUUGUGAAUAAGAUUAGAGAAGUUUGUUUAUUCUUGUAAAAUGUGUGUACAGUCUGUUACAUGCAGAGAGAGAUUAUUUUAAAAAAAUAGAUACUUGUUCUCGCAGGAUUUUUUUUUAAACUUGUAACUACUUUUGCUGCCUUUCAAAUAAAGCUGUGUGAACCUUAAUAAAAUUACUAGCUGGGAAUGGUAUAGCUCAGGGGGUUGGUAAUAGGAUAUGGAACCUUUCACUUCCAGGCUACCAAUAGCAACCUUGGGUCAGGUUUGAUGAUACAUUCUGGCUGAAUUUCACUCCUUCAGUGGUGCAAACUAACCGUAAACUUAGUUAGACUAAGUUUAUGGCCGUCCUGCAUCACUUCCAUUGCAGAAAGGAGUCAGCAUUCCAAUGAAACUAGUUCCUAAUCCCCUUAUUUGCAAGAUUAUGUGACAAUGAGUUCUUUGUUAUAGCUAUUCUUUGGAGAAAGAGAAGGCCUAUCUAUAUGGCACUUUUUGUGAGCAGAAAAUAAACACUGGGUAAAAAAUAAAGACCACCUUAAAAAAAAAAAAAAAGAAAAAGAAAAAAACCCGAAACAAAAAAGGAAUCCUACAAAACCCCAUAAAUCUAUGAGUAAAUUUUCAACUGAGAAGCUUCUAAAGGAUUUUAUCCAACUCUGGUGCAGUUCUAGCCUGAUAAAUUCUAAAUGGAUUUGAAAGCUUCUAAUAUCUGCACUGCUGCUGCUGCUGCUGCUGCUUUAUCCAGCUUCUUAUCUAAGAGAAGCUUCAAGAACGUCUUUUUUUUCUUCCAAAACUCAUCCAUUCUUCAUAGUUGGUUGCACUCUUGAGUGUCUUCUCUGUUGCUGAUCCUUGGGCGUAAAGUCUCAAUUUCCGAAUGCCAGUAACAAAAGUGUGUGCGCCCCACUGAGUGGAAAUAGUGAAUAUAAUCAUCAAUGGUACAUGUUACUAUGGGUGUAUCUACAUGUGUGCUUUACUGUUAAUUAGCUCCACAGUAAAAUGUUCUCAUCUACACAUGUGCCAGUAUUAGCGUGCACUAAAUAAAAUAACUCCAUCGUAAGAUAGUACUGUUGGGGACAGUACUAUUUUACAGCAGAGUACUUAACUAGGCUGAAACACGCGUUUAGACGGUGACAGGGGUUGACUGGGGCACAAUGUUGCUAAAGUGCAGGGGAUGCUUCACAACUAGCCUCAUGGCUCUGCAGGUUCUGCACCCUUGUGCCGCAACUAACCCCUCCACUGCCUUGUGCUGCCACCCAGACCUUGGGGCUGAGCCUCUGAGCCUGCUGCUGACCCAGGCUCAAACUGCGGCACCCACGAGCAGCUGACUCCAGCUCAAAACAGCUUGGAGUUUAUUGCAACACAUUAAUUGAAUGUGUAGAUGCAUCCAGUUUGCAUAAGUUGGGAGCCUAGAUUUUAGAAGAGUCCUAAUAAACCUCUAGAUCAGGGGUCAGCAGCCUAUAGCCGCAGACUGGAUCCAACCUGACAGGUGACUUUAUCUUGCCUGCUGAGCAUGUUUAUGUGAGAAGGCACCAUCAAAUGGCCACCUAUUGCCUGAGGAAGACUGAGCCUAAUUCACACUGCUUUUACUGAAAGGUUGCCGCCUCCUGCUCUAGAUCUAUUUUACUGAGGGAUGUGUAAUUUUUCUGUAGAGUAUAUGAGCAACAGCCUGUGGCUGAUCUCAUUUACUCUUUGUUUAAAGUCUUCAUUCUUCAGAGACUUUUUCUACAUUCUUGGAAUCGCACUUACCCUGUACUAUGAUGUUUUAUCUCAGUAAUUUAUUUCCAGUAUCUGAUUAUUUUUAAAAUAGGAUUUUAUUCUUUAAAUGUGUAUUACUAUGGAAGAUUGCUUUAGAAACAAAUACCCUUUGUAAGGUGAAUGUUUGCUUUUGUAACGCCUUUGUCAUGCUGCUUUUUUCUCAUGCUGCUCUUUUAAAAUUUUAUUUUACCUUGAACCACUUAUUUCUUUUUCUUUUUUUUUUUUUUAAUUUGGUAUAUGAACAUUGAAAAUCUCCUCAUUUAUCUUCCUUCAGCAUUCUUUCAAAAUCCAUCCAUACUGUAAACGUCUGCAGAUGUGUAAAUCAAACCAUAACUGAUGUCAGAGACAUCUGUUUCAUUUACCAUCUGUUUUUUAUUACAAAUGAAGUUGUCAUGAAAUAUGCUUCAUUUUGUUUGUAGGAGCUGGAAUCUGAGUUUUGUGCUAUCACACUGAAAUAUGCCAGUAAAGUAAUUACCAUUUAUUUGGGUGACAAGCAUUAGGCAAUGCCAAGAUGUAGUGAACUUUUCUCUACAUAUCUCAAUCUUGUCACUGAUAUUUAAUACUAUGGCUUUCACCUUUGUCUUUCCCCCAGAAAAUUCUACAUCCUCUGCAAUGUUUUUGAUCUGUCUCCCUAACCUAGAUGAAAGUAGGGGUUUUUUUUGUUUUUGUUUUUUUCUCAGCCAUUCAUUAUCAUAUCAAAAUGUGCCUCUAGCAUGAUAAAGCUGUUGAUAAUGUUACGGUAACUGUAACUUUGCUGUCACUCUCCUUUGAUUGUAACAGGGACUGGCAGCAGGUUCCCCAUCAUCCCAUCUUUUCCAGGUCUUACCUCUGUCUAGGUAGAAUGUCACAUAAAAAUAAAUAUUAAAAUGAGUUAAUAUACAGUGGCAUUUCAGUGAAACUUUGGAUCCUAACCAUCAUUCUCUCAAGCCAGUUUCUCUCUAGGCUGUUAUCAGUCAUAUGUAAAAUGGUUACACUGAUCCUUCUGCUGUUUCCUUUAUUUGACAGACUAAGUCUCAGCAUUUGCUUUCCAUUCUCAGGAUUUAUGAGCUUGAAUAAGAACAAAUAAAAAGGCCUCUGUCAGAUAUUUUAGGGCUGCUCAAGGUAAGAAUUAGGAGUGACUCUGUGUUCGGGGAAGGAGUCUCUAAAUCCCUUCAUGACAGUUAUUUAUGAGAGGCUGCAAAUAGACUAUUACCAGCUUUUUUGUGGAACUGAAGUGGAAAGGACCAUGCAUUUAUCAAUAGGUCAACCCUUUGGCUUUUAAAAUACAGGGUUAUUUCAUGUCUGUAGGCCUAUAAUACAUAUUGCUACUAUCUUUUAUUCUGGCAAAUGUAAGAUUCAGAACCUAAUACUUCACUGUCUUGCACUUUCUGACAUCAGUUUAUAUAUUUCAGAUUUGGUAGCAUUUUAUGUUCCUUUGAAUGAAUGUCACCGACUCCACAAGGUGCAAGGCCAUGGAAAACCAGGUCCAUUAUUCCUAGAUAUUACUGGGGAGAUGGUUAGAUCACAAACAUAAAAAUAAGGCUAAAUGAAAGGUAAAGAAAUGAGUUUGAAAGCAACAGGACCAAUGCUUCAGAAUUCUAAUUACAUGAAUUAUGUGAACUUAAAAUAACACAAUAUAAUGUAUUUAUUUUAAGCAAACUGAGGACUUUAUGCAUUUGCUUCAGAACCACUAACAAAGACACCCUGGAUAAGGAUUUCUACUCACUGAGAAGAAAAGAACAUAUGUCUGUUACACAGAGAACUGUGUAGAAGUGCUUUAUAAUACUAGAUUAAGCUCACAAAAGCAAAAACAAAAUCUGAGUUGAAGGGCUCUGUAUUGUAAUAUAGACAUAAAUUCAACACUGCACUUAAAAAUAAGAAUACAGAAAUCCCUGAGAAGCAGAUUUAAUUUUUACCCUUUUAGUCUGUAUAAAAUUAAAAUAAUAAAAAUGCAGUGCCCCAGAGAUCCAUGCUAAUCUAUUCAAGGACUCUUAUUCAAGAUGGCUUAUUCAUGUAUUCUUCAUCCAUAGUUUGCUCUCAUAGUUUCAGAUUGCUCUCAUAGUUCCCGAAGUCCAGUUGUACAAACAAUGCCCAUUGACUUGAGUAAAAGUUGCAUAUGUGUAAAAAGGUAAUAGGAUUAAACUGGAAACAAACAUUUAUGUCAUAUAUCUAUGCCAUACAUGACAGAUUCUGGCAACAAGUUUGUAAUUUGUAUGUUUCCAGUAGCAGCCAGUUUCAAACCUUUCAUUUUCAAUAAACAAUAACUCCUUAAUGCAUAUACAAUUUUUUCAUGCAGACCUACCUAUUUCCAUUGAAAAAAGACAGGUUUUCUUUCCCUUGGGGGGGGGGGGGGGAGCAGAAAACAUUUUUUAACAAAAAGUGAACCCCACAAAAUGGUCCCUGUUGUACCCCCAAUUCCCCCCUCUCCCACCCCCUACACCCCUAAAUUUUAUCGACAGAAAUACAUUCUUAGUCAACUUAGUCUAGAAUUCAAAUAUGCCUUCAGUGUGUUCUCUGACUCUGAGUCAAAUGUUGUUGCCCUUGUAAAACUGUACUGAAGCACAUCUGAAUUGCAUGAGUAUACAUGAAAGCAGAAUUUAACACACUGUAUGUUCAAGUAGUUCAAAAUUAGGCCUGAAUGCCUUGACCGUUGUUUUAUCUUCUACUCAUUCUAUUGUGCCUAGGGACUGAUAAGAAGGUGGAAAAAUAGUAAGUUACAUCAAUCUAUUAUAUUAAGUUAAAGAAAUCAAUACUUUAAAGUUAUCUCUAAUUAUUUGCUAGUUAGUUAUAACUAAAACAAGUUGUGGGAGGCCUGAAAUCUGACAAUAUGGCAAUCCUCUGGCUAUUUUUAAUGAAAUAGCUAUACUGUUAAAUUUUGAAUGUUUUGUGAAUUAAGACACCUGGUCCAUGUGACUAAGGGUGCAUGAGGUAAAUAAGCACUUCUUGGAACUUUUCCCAGCUGUGGGAAAAAUUAGUGCCCUUGCACUGAAAUUGUAGGCUUACAUCUUGAAUGUAUAGAAACCUAAGCAGAAUAUGUACUCUGGUUAGGAGAAUAUUUGAUAAGAAAUGUACAUCUGUCUGAGACCCUGUAGAAGAAACUCCUGCUGAUGUGUUAAAUAGAAAGAGGGAGCAGGAGGAAGUAAAACUGGAGACAGUGGGAAACCAGUAAUUGGAACCUCUUCUGUGUAUGUCAACAGUUUUAAUCCAGUUCUAAGUCUGUUAUAACUUAAAGUUCUUGUCUUACGGGACCUAAUCCUAUUUGAAUUGCUACUGCAAGCAGUGGAACCAGGUGGAUGAGGAAUGUUAGUGGAAUUUAGAAACCUGUAGUAAAAAGCAUUUGUGUAUUCUAUAAUUACAGCAUUCGUCAUCACAAUGGGAAACAUAUGAUCACAAUUUGUACACGUAGCCCUAUGGAAAAAAAAUAAUGAACUGGUACUCCCUGUACCAAAAGGAGAUUCAGUCCUUCCAUGAAGACUGAGCAGACAAUGUAGGCUAUCUAAAGAGCUCUAACUGUAGGCCUGCUCACUAAUGCUGACAUUCAGAUGGCCACGGAAACUAAACUGAAUGUUCUCAGGUUUCCUUUUCUUUUCAAUUUCAUAACUACCCAUAAUUCCCCACAUUCUAAAAAGACAAAAUAGUUCAAUUUAAAAAAGAACAAAAAUGUUUCCAUAUUUUUAAGAAAAUCAGAGCAUUGUUUAUAUUAUUCCUUCAGAAACCCAAGAAAGGUAAACAGCUUCUUUAAGGAAGACAGUUCAAUUAAGUACUUACUUUUAGAACAAAGUGAAGUAUCCUUUCCCCCAUCAUAUCAUACCUUGAUGGUCAAACAUGGAGUAUUUUGGUAUUUUGUGCUCUCAGAAACUGCUCAACCUCUAUCCUUUCAGCAUGCAAAAUUGAGCUGGUGGGCUCAUUUCUCAUUUGCAUGCACCAUUCUGGCUCUGUAAAGAGGCCUCUAAGUGAAAAAAAAGUUACUUUUCCACCCAUUUAAAACUGCUUUACAUUUCUGGGUAGCAGUAAAGUAUCUUUAGUGUAAAUAAGAGUCAGGGUCAGGAAGUUAAGCAUGUUUUUAAACUCAGAGGUCUAGCACAGCGGUCCUAGGGACAUGGGCCUAAUUAUGUCCUCUGUAAGGUUAUGGUGAGAGCUGUGCAAAAAUAAUAAGGGAUUUUUCCACAUAGUUUUGCAUGCAAACUCUGAAAUUCUCAAAAAAAAAACCAAACAAACAAAACCCAAACCUGCCAAUUUAAUAAACAGUGGCAUUUCAUAAUAUAUAUGUUCCAAUAUAGUGAAUUAUUUUUUUUCCUUUGCAACUGUAAUCACGGUAAAUAUUUUUCUGUGGAAAAAUAUGUAAAGUUUCUAUGUCUAUACAGAUUUUCAUAAUGGAUUUUUUUUUAACUCAUUUAAAAUUUUAACUUUCUGUUACUUUCUCUCUAGUAUAGGACUUGAACAGGUGUCCAUUUCUAGAGGAGAAUGUUUCUAAGAAAUGUUCAUCGUUCAAAAUCUUUCUAGGAGACGGAGCAGUACAAGCGUUCAACCUGCAAUGGACUCCUCUCCCACCCUCUCCCCCAUCUUUUCCAGUCUAGGGAAGACUGGGAUGAUCCCAGUCUGGGGAAGAUGUGGGGAGCACUUGCUGCUUCACUCUUUCCAGUCCCAAGGGGAUUGAAGCAUUGGGACAAAGGCCCCCAUCUGAACCUCAGGUGAGUGCAUGGGAAGUUUUGACAGCUGCUCCAGUUCUAUCUCAGACUGAUGUGGAUGGGGACUGGAGCAGCAGAGUAAAGGCUUGCAGCCCUGCAUCAGAUGGGGGAGGGGGAGGAGUAAAGUAGUGGGGCAGUUCCCACCUGUUCCCCAAAUUAGGGACAACCAAUUCUGAGGAAUGGGUUACGAGCUUCCUUCCAUGGGAGGAAUUGAGCUGCAGAAAAAUGCUCCUUCUCCCCACCUUUCUCAGAUUGGAGUCCCUCCUUGUGCAGAAGGCACAGGGCGUGCUGCUGCUUGACUCCUCCAGGUCAUGGGGGAGUCAAGCAGAAGUAUGAACACCAGUUCGUUCUUGCAAAAGAGUUUCUCUCUCAGGAGAGAUCUUCCAGGUGUUAACCUGGAAGACCUUUCUCCUAGACCUGGCAUAUUUCUUCUACUUGCACACUUCCAGUUUCUACUGGGAGAGCAACAAUACUCUUGUAGGUGAUCAUAGACCCGUAAAAAUUAAGAAUAUUAAUAUAAGGUGAAAGGGAGGUUGUAAGGCACAGAUUUUAGUUUCCUAUAAUAACUAUUUCCAUCGUUUCGUACAUGGGGCCCACUGAAUCUUUUUAAACUUUUUUAUUGUCUUGUCAUGUUAUGGCAUGUUUAUUUUAUUGUCAUAUAUGACUUUUUUUAUUGUCUUGUCAUGUUAUGACAAAUGACACCCAAGAGAGAGUUCCUGAAAAGGCGCUAUAGAUAGUUUCCAGUAUGACAGUUUUCAUUUAGUUUUGCUUCUGGGUUUACAAUAACAUGUAACCUAGACUGCUGUGUUAUAUGUGUUCAAAACAGAGGUAGGCAAUUUAAGAUCAAAGGUUAAAAUGUGGUACUUCAAUAUUGAUGUAAAGUUGGCAGAUGAGUAGAGUGUGAGUGACUGAUUUGAUGUCAUAUUUGGAAAUAAAGUUGGAAGUAUUUUUGUUA
Alligator mississippiensis (American alligator) is the source of this 12742-nucleotide messenger RNA. It is a transcript of the gene DSEL, whose product is annotated as dermatan sulfate epimerase like. Gene Ontology annotation, molecular function: chondroitin-glucuronate 5-epimerase activity; sulfotransferase activity. The transcript has 2 exons. The record is from RefSeq and is a predicted model, not a curated record. NCBI's taxonomy places the organism in Eukaryota, Metazoa, Chordata, Crocodylia, Alligatoridae. Bases 1673 to 5323 code for a protein of 1216 amino acids.